This is a messenger RNA of Anopheles aquasalis, 1117 nucleotides long. RefSeq lists its product as uncharacterized. Lineage: Eukaryota; Metazoa; Arthropoda; Insecta; Diptera; Culicidae. The record is from RefSeq and is a predicted model, not a curated record.
ACGAGAUUCCUUUCGAAUUUCAUCUAUUUUACACCCGCAAAUAGUAAAUGUGGACUCCAAGCGAGUCAGAUUCCGUGCCACCGUUGAGGGUGCCUCGUGCGUGGAAGUGCGACGACCAUCAACACACGGAGCAAUCGAGGAUUCAUUCGGAAAAAAUGAAACUAGGGAGGCGGCGCCUUGAAGAAGGGGAACGCAGAUUCGAGAUGGACAGUGCGGCAAUGGCCAAACUCGAUAGUCAGGACUUGUGUUCUGAUCCGAUGAGUACUUCUUCUAGCGAUAGCAGUGCCACAGCUGUAAUUCGUACAACAACGGAAAUAGAACAAAACACGCUACUAGUGCGAAGCGUGGAAACAUUGGCUACACCCCACAAUGCAAUCGAAGUAGCGUCCAAUCUACUGUCGUCACUAAUGAACCUGUUUACCAUCAACAUCGCUGACCCAAAACCAAAGCCAGAAAUUACUAUCAACUUAAAGUGUGAAACCACGGCACCGAACCGAACACCAACUAAAGAUGUGCCAAAAGUGCCAAAGAAACGCAAAACUUUAGGGAACCUGCCACCUAAUGCUGCACAGCAAGAUCCAUCGGUCCUGCUUGCCUAUAUGCGGCCUCAAACUCGCUACGUAGAUUUAGGGAGUUGCUACAACACUAAGAGUAUGUCCUUUACUGCAAGCAUCACUGUGGACGGUAUUGUCUUUGAAGGUCAGGGUUCGUCAAAAAAGGCGGCCAGGAAGGUGGCCGCAGCUCUCGCAUGCCGUGAGCUGUUCGGCGUCGUAUCUGAUACAGUUGUUUUAGAUUAAUUCACGGUCCGUUCCGACGGCUCCUACACGGCUACGUUUCCAUUUCUAUCGAUUUAGCUUAUCAUUAUUAUUCUAAUCAAGAAAUCGCGAAACAGAAUGAACUUGCUCUAUGGAAAUUUUGUGCCACAUUUAAAUGAUCACUGAGUGAAGAAUAGAAGAAAGAAAAAGGAAUCAAGCAGCUUAAUAUCAAAGAGCAGUAUUUCCGCUUGCAAACGAAAUGAAACAGUAUGAACUAAAAAAAGAAGAAGGAAAAAAACGAGAAUACCCGGGCCGGGGUUAAACAGUUCAAAUGGAAUGAAAAAGAAACAAAAACACUUAUU